AUGAUCACGGUCUGCGACUCAUCCGACUCGUCCGAUUCCGACUCUGACUCGUCGUCGGACAGCGGCUCGUGCUCUGGUCAUAAACAUCAUAAAAAACAUCAUAAACACGAGGACAAAAAGCAUGGCAAACACGAUCAUAUUGUGUACGUACCCGUGCAGACACCCACCCGCGCGCCCACAGUUAUCUAUCGACCCCUUCCCGUUCAAACUUCGGUUGUACGCGUAGAGUUUGAUCUGAUCACUCUACUCAUUGACAACGGGUUUGGCCAAGUGGUCCAAGACUAUCAACAAUCGUUGGUUACUCUGGGCACUAAUAUGCGCAGCUAUUUUACCUCCAUAUACAUGGAUGCGGACAACUUUGACUUCUAUAUGAACGGCGAUAUGGCAGACAUGUUGGACUCGUUGGGUCGCGGUUUGGCUGAGUUCCGCGCCAGACUUCGGGACCAGUCGUCCGACAUUGUAUACCAUUGCAAGUUUGUGGAGGAUGUGCUAGGUCAAUUGAGAGACUACACUCGUCAAACGUUUAGCAUUGUGGUGACUAAAGAGCGCGAGACAAAACACUGUAGCGUUUUUAGGGACACCAAACUGGCCGACACUCUAGUCACUUUAUCGGGCAAUUUUGGACAGUAUAUCACCGACGAUAACGAUCACGCUUUCCAUCGGGUGCUCAACGGUUUCUACUCAGACAUUGACAACGCUCUCAACCGCGCCCUAAACGCACGGGUGGUUCGCGUGAGCGCCGGUAGACAACUGCCCGUUCAGUACUCGUAUCUCCAGGACUUUAGCACCGCCUGGAAUCGUGUGUUCGAUCGUAUCAAGGUCACUUUCUACAAAGAUCAACCCACAGCCUGUGCUUUCUAAAAUACUUUAAUCAUGUUUUUGUUAUUAAUUAAAUUGAAAAUAAAAAUAUUUGUUAAUUUGCUUUUUAUGACAAACAAA
Molecule: messenger RNA, 939 nt
Organism: Medioppia subpectinata
Lineage: Eukaryota; Metazoa; Arthropoda; Arachnida; Sarcoptiformes; Oppiidae
Source: the annotation of a GenBank genome assembly